AUGACUCUGACCACUGAUGAGAUGCCCCAGUGCAACACCUGCUGCCAGGACCAGGUCCAGACUGAGAGUAAACAGCAGGACAUUGGAGAAUUGAUUGCACAACUUUUGCUUAGACAAAAUAAGCACAUUCCUGGUUCUCUGUCCUGUGGAGCAUUCGAAGAACCAACAAAGGUUAGAGUGGCGGGACCACAAGGAUCAAAGAGGAAAGUGGCCCCAGACAUGAGGUCCAUGGAGAAAGGGGAAGGGGCCCCUCCCCUCGCCAAAGCAGAAGCUUCUUUAGAGGAAGCACCUCCAGAGUCUUCCUCAAUAAAGGCUUCAGAGUCAUUGGUGGAACAAAACUUAUCCACAGUCUCAAGACUUUCCGAGCUGGAGUCGAACACUGAGGAACGGGAAGGUGGGAUCCUAACUUGGUGUGUAUCAGCCUGGGACACACAGGCCGCAGUCUCAGAGACCCGGGUGGCAAAGGCUCAGGCCUGGGAGACCCAUGCUUUGGAGGCUCAGGUAAGAGGUGGCCCACAACCUAAGCCCAGAGCCACAAAAGAAGCGACUGUGACAAUCUCAGAGGAGACAAGAUAUAUGAGCAGGGAAGAGAGUGACGUUUUCCUUCCCCGUCAGCUCUGGUCCAGCAAGCUUAAGUUCAUCCUGGUCAUGGUGAGCUACCUGCUGAUGCCGAUUCAGCUCUGGCGCUUUGUCUCACAGUGGCUUCACAAAGGAGGCUGCAGCUUUCUUAUAAUGUACACCAUAAUGUUGUUCUGGAUUGGAAUUCCUCUGCUCUUCCUGGAGAUGGCCGUUGGCCAGAGGGUACAGCGUGCCAGCAUUGACCUGUGGAAGACCCUGGGUCCCUGGUUUGGUGGACUGGGAUACAGCACUUUCUUGGUGUACUUCAUCACCAACACCUACACGAAUCUGUUUAAUUCCUGGAUCUUCUUCUACAUGAGCCACAUAUUCUACUUCACUGUUCCAUGGCAGCACUGUCCCUUUCAAAGGAACUCCAGUAGCUUUGAUCCCGAAUGUGAGCAGGCAACAUCCUACACGUACUUUUGGUACCGGCAGACCCUGAAAGCCUCAGACAGAAUAGAGGACGGAGGGCCUCUAGCUUUCAACCUGGGCAUAUGCCUCUUUCUGGCUUGGUGUCUCGUUUGUGUUUUCAUGAUGAAUGGGAUCAAGUCCUUUGAGAAGGUUCUGAACGUCCUGGUGCUACUUCCCUAUCUCAUCAUCUUCUGCUUCUUCUUCCGGACUCUGCCCAUGGAGGGCACAGUAUAUGGGCUGAAACACCUGCUGGUUCUCAAGGUGGCAAGCAUUUACGACCCAAUCGUGUGGUCCCAAGCAGGGGUCCAGGUCAUGUUAGACAUGGGCCUAGGCUUUGGGCCCAUCGUCUACUUGUCCUCAUACAUGCCUGACUUCAACAACUGUCUGGGGGACGCCUUCCUUAUGGUCCUGAUCAAGAUGCUCACCUUGCUGUUCAUCAUGCCUGUCAUCCUCUCAGUCCUGGGCUUCUGGGCCACCAUAACCACACAUCGCUGCUGUGAGAACAGGAGUGUCAACAAGCUGGUCGAUCUGAUAAUCAAAGGUGUGCUGUCCCAGGCUGCCUGGCCUCCCCAAGGCAUCAUUCAUAAACCUCCAGUAGAAUACAUGGACUGGAUCAGUCAGCUCCCCAGUCAGCUCCAGGCGGAUGUGGUCCGUUUCUCCCCACCCUGCAGCAUCCUGGUACAGAAGGAAAAGUUCAUGGAGGGCCCUGGCCUGGCAUACGUGGCCUUCUCUCAAGUCAUCUCGCUGUUUCCUGGCUCCUCUUUCUGGGCCAUCAUCUUUUUCAUUGCCCUUGUCAUCAUGGGUCUGGCCACACUGACAACGCUCCUGGAGAGUAUUGUGCUUCCUCUGCAGAGAAACAUCCCAACCUUCGAGAAGUAUCCCAAGCUGAUACCAGGUACAAAAGCCCCUACCUUGUAA
Messenger RNA from Microtus ochrogaster (prairie vole), 1947 nucleotides. RefSeq names its product orphan sodium- and chloride-dependent neurotransmitter transporter NTT5-like (gene Slc6a16). The transcript is spliced from 10 exons. Gene Ontology annotation, biological process: sodium ion transmembrane transport; amino acid transport; nitrogen compound transport. Bases 1 to 1947 code for a protein of 648 amino acids. The record is from RefSeq and is a predicted model, not a curated record. Gene Ontology annotation, cellular component: plasma membrane. Lineage: Eukaryota; Metazoa; Chordata; Mammalia; Rodentia; Cricetidae.